CGGAGAGCAGAGCGGCUUCAGCUGUUCGGAGAUCAGAUGAGAGAGGGAGAAAACACACCUCACUCAAACACAAACUGUGACAGCAGCUCUCCUCCUCUCCUCCUCUCCUCCACCAUCACAUCACCUCCAUUCCCAGAGUAACAGAUGCACCGGGAAUAUUUGACCUCCUGAGGUUGGAAUAAAUCACACACACACUUCUCAUGAGCUUAAAAACGACUCUUUGGUUUUUGGGAAUGUGUCCAUUACGCGCAGAGAAAGCGGGACAGACCGUCCGUUAUGGCUCUUCUUUUUAGAAACCGGUUCCAGAGACUGUGAAGCUGUGAGGACUUUGGUUUCUACUUUGAAGGUUUUCUGAGUUUUAAACUUCGUCUGUGCGCACUGCUCAAAGUUUUGGUGUAUUCGUUUCACAUUUUUGGCUCCCUUUUUCUACUUUUUAUGAGGCGAAACAGACUGAGAUUUAAAAAGGAGCCAUUUUCUAUAAAACGGGCUCUUUAUUAUCGGCGCUGCCUUAAAAUAAAAGUCCAGUUUAAAGCCACAGUGCGUUAUUCAGCACAAUAAAGGCAGAGGAAAUGUCCUCCCGCUGAACAAACAGCGCUAUCAGUCAAUAUCUCUCUCUCUCUCGCUCUCUCUCUCUCGCUCUCACUCUCUCUCUCUCUCGAGCGCAGAGGACAACACACACACGCGCGCGCGCACACACGCAGCCGCUCGCCGACAUACCGACACACACUUUGCCGCCGCCGCUGUACCACACCAAUGUCAUUGCCGAGCUCGUGCUGCUGAGAGCCGCGCGCUCACUCACUGACUGACCGACCGACUGACUGACUGCUCUCCUUCAGGUCCGCCGUUCCCACAGACACCCACCGACCCACCGGCAGGCACCAGGCAGGAGGAUAUAGCCGGGGACCGGAUGCCUUUCUCGGAUGGAGAGCCGGCGGCGGUGCCCGUGUGAGUCCGGAGCUCCCGCACCGGGAGACAGCGCCACAGUCACGGCUGCUCGUCUGUCUUUUAAUCGGUGAAAUAAUCACCUCUCAGAUCCGCUCAUCUAUUGAUCACAUUGACUGAAAAAAGAAGGGGGGAAACCGCGCGCACCGGAGACACCGGGACCAUGAUCCGGAGCUGCACGGGGGUGCACGGAGGUUAUCUCUGAAGGAUAGAGCCGAGAGGAAGAAAAAGAAGAAUAAAUAAUAAAGCAAAAGAUUUCUGAUCGUUUCUGCUCGUGCAGUAUACACUCACUAAUCCCGUUCAUCUAUUGAUCCAUUGAUUGGUGACUGUUUGUUUUGCGCACCGGGACCAUGAUCCGGAUUUGCUUGAGAGUUAUAUCCGAAGGUUGGAGAAGAAAAUAAGACUAAAAACAACCAACACAAGAAGCUUGUUGUUUGCCUUCUGUUGCUAAAUCACCCCCCAGUGCUCCCAGUGCUCCCAGAGAUCGGUGACCGGUCCGCGUUGGGAGGAAGGAGGAGGUUGUUAAAGUAGACGCGGGAGCGCAUCGGAGACGGCCGGGGACCAUGAUCAGGAUCUUCCCGGAUUUCAGCGUCCAGGUGACGGCUUCGGCAGGCGGUGGACCCGGGGCUGGAGGCGGAGGCGGUGGAGGCGGCGGGAUGGUGACCGGACCCCCGCUGGGUCGGGUGCCGGUCCCCGGAGCCACGAACGGGACCCCGCAGGGCGUGCAGGGACUCACCGGCUACCAGCAAAGUGACCCCUACUGGGAGCGGCCGGCUAAUGCAGGCAGCUGCUCCGCCGCCCGGCCCAAGACCCUUCACCUGGCCGGCCAGCAGCAUACCUCCUCACCAUGGCUGCAGGCUCUGAGGAAGGAGAAGUCACGGGACGCGGCGCGAUCGCGGCGGGGAAAGGAGAACUUUGAGUUUUAUGAGCUGGCCAAGAUGCUGCCGCUGCCGGGUGCCAUCACCAGCCAGCUGGACAAGGCCUCCAUCAUCCGGCUCACCAUCAGCUACCUGAAGAUGAGGGACUUCGCCAACCAGGGGGACCCGCCGUGGAACCUGCGCAUGGAGGGACCGCCGCCCAACACCUCCGUCAAAGCUAUCGGUGCCCAGCGAAGGAGGAGCCCCAGCGCCGUCGCCUCGGAGAUCUUCGAGCCUCACCUGGGCAGCCACAUUUUACAGACUGUAAACUGCACAGCAAACCACCGUCAUGGAAAACCGUGUCUUUUGAUGUCUCUGGACGGGUUUGUAUUUGCACUAAACAAGGAGGGACGCUUCCUCUACAUCUCCGAGACCGUCUCCAUCUACCUGGGUCUGUCACAGGUGGAGCUGACUGGCAGCAGCGUGUUCGACUACAUCCACCCCGGCGAUCACGUGGAGAUGGCGGAGCAGCUCGGCAUGAAGCUUCCUCCGGGCCGAGGGAUGUCGCUGUCCCAGGGAGCCGUCAACGAAGACGGGGCGUCCUCGGCUUCGUCGUCGUCGCAUUCCGAGACGCCCGAACCAGUGGAGUCCAGCAGUCCCAGUCUCCUGGCCCCUGAUAACACUCUGGAACGAUCCUUCUUCGUCCGGAUGAAGUCGACGCUCACAAAGAGAGGAGUUCACAUCAAGUCCUCAGGAUAUAAGGUGAUCCACGUCACAGGGCGUCUUCGCAUCAGGAUGGCGUUGACGCACAGCCGCUCGGUGCCCAAUCAGAUCAUGGGGAUGGUGGUGGUGGCACAUGCCCUCCCGCCGCCCACCAUCAACGAGGUUCGCAUCGACUGUCAAAUGUUUGUCACCCGAGUCAACAUGGACCUCAAGAUCGUCUACUGCGAGAACAGGAUCAGUGACUACAUGGACCUGACUCCGGUGGACAUUGUGGGGAAGAGGUGCUACCAGUUCAUUCAUGCUGAAGACGUGGAGGGAAUCAGACAGUGUCACCUGGACUUGAUGAAUAAGGGUCAGUGUGUGACCAAGUACUACCGGUGGAUCCAGAAGAACAGCGGCUACAUCUGGAUCCAGUCCAGUGCCACCAUCGCCAUCAACGCCAAGAACGCCAAUGAGAAGAACGUCAUCUGGGUCAACUACGUCCUCAGUAAUCCAGAGUAUAAAGACACGCCCAUGGACAUCGCCCAGCUGCCCAACCUGCCCGAGAAAACCUCUGAGUCUUCCGAAACGUCUGACUCUGAGUCCGAGUCCAAAGAAAACUCCGACAAUGAGAACGCCAAGCCCGAUGGGAAGCCGGGUCACCAAUCAGAACGCAGCGAGGACCCGGAGGCCGACAGCAAGCGUCAGCAGCAGCCCGGCCAACCACACUGCUCCUCUGAACAGGAAAUGAAGCGUCAGGAAGAAGGAGAUAGCUCAAGUAACCCUGAAAGCCAGGACAGCGACGACAGUCUGGAGCCUUCAGAUGGCGAGGGGGAGGAACAGGAGGAGGCAGCGGGGGGAGGAGGAGGAGGGGGAGGAGGAGGAGGAGGUGGAGGAGGAAGGUUGGGGAGGUUAGCAGGACUGGGAGGGUUAGGCGGACUGGGGGCCAUCGGAGGACUGAGUAAUCUGGGUGGGCUUCAUAUUAAAGUAGAGCACUACGGAGAAGGGGAAGAAGUACAGCUGCACAACUCGCAAACUUCUUCAUCAGAGGAGGAGGAAGAAGAGGAGGACGAGGAUGACGACGAGGAAGAGGACGGAGGCGUGCAAGACUGCGACGGUGCCAGCGCCGGAAACAAGCUCCAGAAGAGGCGGAAGAGGAGGAAAGUGCAGAAAUGGGACGGAUCCCGAAGCAGGAGGCUCCGUCUCUCCUCAACCACGCCCAGCCCCGUCGCCAUAGGAGAUACGGCGCCGCUGGUUGACCCCUCCCAGGCCACGUCUGCCAGCUCCUCACACCUCCUCACCUCCUCUGGAUCCCCAAACAGCGCAGCAUCCUCGGUCCUCAAAAUCAAGACGGAGAUGGCAGAACCGAUCAACUUCGACAACGACAGCAGCAUCUGGAACUACCCGCCCAACAGAGAGAUCUCCAGGAACGAGUCCCCGUACAGCAUGACCUCCAAGCCGGCCGCUCCGGGGAGCCACGAGACCUUCCCCUCGCCCCAGGGAGGCUCCCUCCAGGUUGCCAUCCCCGACUCCGUCCUCACCCCUCCUGGAACCGAAGGAGGAGCGGGAGGAGUGAGGAAGCCUCCUUACAACGGAAGCUCUGCCCCAUCUUCUGCUUCCAGUGCCACAAGUUUAGCUCCUCCCUCCAGCGCCUCCUCUGCCGACCCCUUGUCCCCUCCUCUGUCUGCCUCACCACGAGACAAGCAACAAGGCACGCCCACCACCUCCUCUUCUUCUUCUUCUUCCUCAUCCUCCUCCUCGUCCUCAUCAACCUCUUCAUCCUCACUGCUGUAUUCCGGCGAUCUGGAGGCGCUACAGCGUCUGCAGGCCGGUAAUGUGGUGCUCCCGUUGGUCCACCGGGUCACGGGAACUCUGGCUUCCACUAACACGACGGCUCCACGGGUCUACACCACCGGGACCAUCAGGUACGCACCGGCGGACGUCACCCUGGCCAUGGCGCAAGGCAACCUCCUCCCCAACGCUGCCAUGAACUUUGUCGACAGCUCGGGAUUCGGCCUGGACCCUAAGACGCCCAUGGAGAUGCUCUACCACCACGUCCACAGGCUCAACAUGUCGGCAGCUGCCGCCGCUGGCCCCUUUGUCGGAUCGCCGGCCGUCACGGGCGCCAACGGUGCCCUGGGAGGCCAGAUGCCGACCGCAGCCAACGUUUUCACCACAGCGGAGGGACUCUUCUCAACGCUACCGUUCCCGGUAUACAGCAACGGGAUCCACACCACGCAGACAACCCUGGAGAGGAAGGAGGAUUAACGCAAAACGUUCAAGACCGUAUUACUGUGUUUCUGGAAUCAACGACUGUGUCAAAGUAAAAGACUACUCACUAGUAAAAAAGAAUGAAAGACUAUUUACUUGCUAUCUUUUGUCAACACAGCACUGUGUUUCCAAGAGGGGAGAAAGGACAGGAAAGGAUGACAAAUGUACUCUAGCACUUUGAAUCUGAGCAACUGAGCUUGUGUAAUAGACAUGAAUGACCCUCAAACAUGUCCCCCUUUUCUAUCUUUUUUCUCUCUCCUCAUCCUCCUCCUCUCCUCCUCUCUCAGUCUCUCUCUCUCUCUUUGCUCCUGUUUUCUUGCGAUCAGCAAUGAUUUUCUCUUGAACAAAUGAACAAAAACAAAAAACAGACUAUUCUUUAUUGUAAAGAAUUCCUUUUUUGCCUACAGAGAAUUCAUAUUGCCUAAGGACUCCGCUGGAGCCUGAUGG
Messenger RNA from Dicentrarchus labrax (European seabass), 5219 nucleotides. RefSeq names its product neuronal PAS domain-containing protein 3. The transcript has 13 exons. The record is from RefSeq and is a predicted model, not a curated record. NCBI's taxonomy places the organism in Eukaryota, Metazoa, Chordata, Actinopteri, Moronidae. Gene Ontology annotation, biological process: regulation of transcription by RNA polymerase II. The coding region runs from base 1506 to 4769 and encodes 1087 amino acids. Gene Ontology annotation, molecular function: RNA polymerase II transcription regulatory region sequence-specific DNA binding; protein dimerization activity; DNA-binding transcription factor activity, RNA polymerase II-specific.